AUGCCUCCUCGUUCUUCUAUCACCGCGUUCGACUUGGGCUAUCGAUCUGGCAACCCUCGUCCAUUCCUUGACCAGGUUGAUAUGGGGAUCAAUAUGGGAGGCCUUGUGCGCGUCAACCGUCAAGCCCUCAUUGCAGAGCAGACCCAGCAGCAGAGCCUCCUUGCCACCUUGCGACUCAACCACGAGACCACGGAGCUCGAUCUCAAGAAUUUUAUGGGCGAGCAAGAGGAACUGAGGAUCCGCCUCAACAAGCUCCAGCGAAACCUCGCCGACCACAUCAAGCUCAUGGAAGACGCCUGGGCGCGUCGUCACAUCAGCAUCGCGAUCGGAUAUCAACUGACCAUCAAGACCCUGCGAAUCGAGCUGGCCGUGCGUUUCCGGGACCUCAACCAGAAGGCAAUUGCUAUGAUGGACGCUAUCAAGGCAACCCAUAAGAAGUUGUCCGUCAUUGAGUUUGACAUCGUCCGAACGGAGGUCCGCCUCCGUGUGAUCGACUCGCAGCUCCGUCCGGUGAGCAGCCUCGGUGACGCGCUGAACGCUGCUUGA
Molecule: messenger RNA, 546 nt
Organism: Diaporthe citri
Lineage: Eukaryota; Fungi; Ascomycota; Sordariomycetes; Diaporthales; Diaporthaceae
Exons: 2
Coding region: 1-546 (181 amino acids)
Source: RefSeq, a predicted model, not a curated record